UUGGUUUGAUUCUUUGGUUCAUGGUUUGCAGCAAGUAAGUUUUAUCUAUGCAAUCUCUUGGCGUGGAGUGCCACCUAUGAAUCGUCUCUGUGACCUUACUACUCCCUCCGUUCCAAAUUACUACUCGUGGAGGGAGUACAUGUUUGGAUCGACUCUCAUCCAGUGUCUCCUGAUUAAACCGUUCCUUCACAAAAAAUCCCGAUCAGCGGAACAACAUCAUGCCCCAAAAAUAUCAUGCCCCCAAAAAGAUUCCUGCCCUCCCUACUUUCCUUCCACCCGGCCCGACGAACCAACACCCAGCCCGCCUACCUACACCCGAUGGACCUCACUGGAUCCAUCGUUUUCAGCCCAAUAACCCCCGAAACCCUAGACAUACCAGCUACUAUAUAAUCCCUCCCUCGAACGGCCGAGGGGCACCAGAUCCUUCCAUUCGAAGCGCCGCCGCCGCCAUUCCGCCGAGAUCCCCCGAGCCCUCGUCGCGGAGAUCACCUCGUAUCACCCGUGCGAUAGCCAACAACCCCCCUCGUUUCUCCUUCCUGGUGAGCUUAGAAGGCCGCCUGGCCCUCUACACACCAGGCCACCCUACCGUCCUUGAGUUCAUCGAUGAUCCGCAGCUGGUCCAGGCCAUCGCCCAGAUGGACAACGAGGCGCUGGUGCCAAAUCCACUGGAGAACCUCGCUGCCUACCACGGCCCCUUGCCCCAGAUCCAGUAUCACGCUCCACUGCCACCGCUCCAGGUCCAGCAUCAAGGCCCCCUGCUCCCUCCUCCCCAGGUCCAGCAUCAAGCCGCCCUCCUCGAAGACGACGACGACCCCAUCAGGGACGUCUCGAAGCUCUUCAAAGAAGAUGAUGAUUCCCCGGCUCUUGACAUGACCGACCACGUCAAUGACUUGGCUGAAGCCGUGGGAGAUGGCAAGUGAAGCUGCCCCACCCCUUUCAAGUGAAGAUGACGUUUUGCCCGCCUGAAGCAAGAGAUUAUCUGUUCGGUCCAUCUUGAAUGUGAACGUUGUUUAUUCAGUACUACCUGUAGUUUAAGUUCUUUAUGUCUUUGGAGCAAAAUUUUGAAAUGGCUUUGAUCUGUGGAUAGAAAUGUUGACUCUUAUCCUUCUUCUGGUUUAGCUGUGGAUAUAAUGGGUGAAGUAACAUAUAUGCUUCAUGCACCAGCUAUAAGUUCUGGCUGGUAGAACUUUUGACUUUUGAAAAAACUAUGUUGUCCGACUGCA
Messenger RNA from Triticum dicoccoides, 1223 nucleotides. RefSeq lists its product as uncharacterized. The coding region runs from base 219 to 920 and encodes 233 amino acids. Lineage: Eukaryota; Viridiplantae; Streptophyta; Magnoliopsida; Poales; Poaceae. The transcript has 3 exons. The record is from RefSeq and is a predicted model, not a curated record.